Triticum turgidum subsp. durum (durum wheat) is the source of this 297-nucleotide messenger RNA. NCBI's taxonomy places the organism in Eukaryota, Viridiplantae, Streptophyta, Magnoliopsida, Poales, Poaceae. The record is from the annotation of a GenBank genome assembly.
AUGUUGUUGGAAGAACUGUUCUAUUUUUGCAUCUGCAACCAGCUGCUGCUGCUCAAGAUUUGCUCUCCUUUUCCAAUGCAUGUAGUACAGCAUGAAGUGGCAGGCUGGAAGAAGUCCAAAGCCAGUUUCCGUCGGAUGAGAAUUCAUAGCAUCAUUGUGAGAUGGAGUCGAUUCAAGCAUCACAUGUUGGAAAUACUGCACCAUAGUGACAUAAGGGGCAUCGCAUUCAGGAAACCUAAUGAUUCUAUAUACACCUUCCCAAUGCCUGAUUGCAUAUGCCAACAAGAUGGAAUAUGA